CCAAGUGGCUCGCGCUGCGCCGCGAGUUCGUCGUGUCGCCGUCGUCGUCGUCAUGUUGUUGUUGUUGUUGUUUUCGUCGCUCGUUUUGGCGCUCGGCUGGGUCGACGCCGCGCCUCAAACCGCUGCUGCAUUUCAUCCACUGGGAUUGAAUUAUAACAUCGAAGAUGUCGAGUUGGCGCGAAAAGCCGUGGGACCGAUCAACAUCGACAGGAUGAUGGACGACAACAUCGAGCGUAUCAGGCGGGGCCUGAGCCUGUUCGAUCCCGCGGAGCUCGUCGAUCGGGAUUAUUACUGGACCAGCUGGAUCUUCGCGAAUCUGUACGACGGCCAGCUGAAGCGAGUCUCGACGAUGUAUCGGGCGGGCACCUGCACACUGGCCUACAGCAAGAAGAUCGUCACGGCCAAUCUGAACAUCGGAUGGAACGUCAUGAGCUUCCUUUACGCCUAUUACUACGACGUCUUCUUCUGGAGCGGCCGCGGCACGAUCUACGGCGAUCUGUCGAAUCUCCGCGUCAAUCUCGACGUCGACGUCGACUUCAGCGAGUACCAGAUCGUCUUCAGGAGCUUGAAAUUCCACGACAACGGCAAACUCGACGCGUCGUCCGACGGCUUCUGGUCCAACGUCGUGGUCAAGGUCGCCAUCUGGCUGGCCCACGACGCGAUACUGCGCCAGGUCGAGGUGAUGGCCAACGACAUCCUCGCAGCGGAGGUCGAGCUCGUCAAUCGACAGAUCGGUCCGGGCCAUCGACCCUUCACCUUCGUCAAUCUCGCCAAGUCGAACAAUCGUCGCUCCUUGGCCACGUUGAGUCUGAGGAGUCUCGAGCGGGAGUUCGCCGCGGACGAGUAUCAUCCGAACGAGGGUGUCGAGGACGCGCCGAGCCCGGACAAAGUCGAGCUUCUGGAGAAGGUGUUGCUGCAGGUCGAGGAGAACAAGUCGAAGAAUCGAAUCGAUGUAUAAUUGUACAUAUAUGUAGAAUAGACAUUAAUUUUUA
This is a messenger RNA of Trichogramma pretiosum, 992 nucleotides long. RefSeq lists its product as uncharacterized. NCBI's taxonomy places the organism in Eukaryota, Metazoa, Arthropoda, Insecta, Hymenoptera, Trichogrammatidae. The coding region runs from base 53 to 958 and encodes 301 amino acids. The record is from RefSeq and is a predicted model, not a curated record. The transcript is spliced from 4 exons.